Cryptococcus deneoformans JEC21 is the source of this 4179-nucleotide messenger RNA. RefSeq lists its product as hypothetical. The record is from RefSeq and is a predicted model, not a curated record. The coding region runs from base 859 to 1962 and encodes 367 amino acids. The transcript is spliced from 8 exons. NCBI's taxonomy places the organism in Eukaryota, Fungi, Basidiomycota, Tremellomycetes, Tremellales, Cryptococcaceae.
CCCAACGACUCUCUUCAACGAACCUUUCUUUUGCCUCCUUGCGUCAAACCUCUCCGCCCUUUAUCCGCUUGCUCUCGUGCUCUGUCAGGAAUACCCUCUCUAUUUGACCUUGACUCACCGCCCAGCCACCAAUAUGCCUCGUGAGCCGCAAGCCACCGAACGUCCACCACCCUCUGCUCCCGAACAUCGUGUUCAGCGUAUCGGGGACCUGCUUGAACGGGAGUAUAUGCCGACGAGCGCUGGGUGGAAGAAACAGUCUUACGAGGACCUUUUCGAUGCCCUGUGCUAUGAUGCAACCAGAGAGGACGGAUAUAGAACACGGAUGCUCCGUUUGUUCUCCAUCGAAUAUUGUUGGGCAAGCGAAUCUGGCUUUCCUUAUGCCGAGAUCACCCUUAAGUCGGAGGACAUAGGUUAUUUGAAGAGCCACGAUAUGUGAACGCCAUUUUCGGACACGGACACAAGUAAGAUAAUGAAUUAGUUGAUGCCCUCCAAGGCGAGAACAGACAACGCAACCGAGGAAAGCGAGUAGUCUUAUGUUCUUCCAGAAUUUUGCGUCAUCGUUUUUGCGCUGACUUGAUUAUCCUAUCAUCUAAAGUCCCCUUUCAUAGUCGACCAAGUUCGCUUACGGCCGGUAUCCGAAUUCCCGAUAUUGCGAUAGUUUUCUCUUAUAAACAUCCGAAAGCCGGAGCGGGGGGUUCGGAAUCCAAAUCAACAGAAAAAGAAGCAGAAGAUAAAAAUAAAUCGCAAUCCAUUUGGCUUGCUGCCGAAUUCAAGAUCUACCGACUUCGCAGCAAUGGUCUUUCCUCCAAUCCAUCCACAGCUAACAGUCUCAGUAAAGUUUGCCUAGGGCAAUGUCUCAUGUAUUUGGAUGCGGGGUAUCAGAUGUUCCACUUGCUCCGGGCUUUAGCAGUCUGUGGUACCAGAUUUGCCAGAGUCUGGACACUUUCUGAUCAUCCUGAAGGUAGGACCUUCGCAGUUGAAACCAGUCGUCCUCUUGGCAAUAGCGGCCCUAUGGUUGCUGCCGACUUUUUUAGCCAAGUCAAUCUCGACCUCUUUCCGCACAAUCUCAUCAUUCCAUCACCUUCCAUGGACAGUUUUGCCGUCGACUACCGGAAAUGUGAACUUCUCGAGCGCACUUUAUCUCGUGUUUGCGACAGUAUCCUUUCGCAUACUAUCGAAUCAGCUCUCCAACCCCGCUAUGAGGGCACUUUUGACCAUGGCACAGAGGCUGAUCCUUCUGCCUUCACAACCCAAUUACUUCGCGAUGUUGAAGAGUUUGCUUGCCAAGCUCGUCCCACACUCAAGAAGAGGAGAACGGGGAAAGAGGAAGUAGCCCAAGGCAGAACAUUUCAACGUAGGGAUAGAUUCGGUGAUGGUUCAAACCAAGGCAGAGACGGUGAUAAUGGAAAAGGUCCAAGGAGUGGUGGUGGAAAGCAGGCGAGACGGGGUGGCUCUGGCCAAAAUAGCCAAACUAAGGGCCGAGUUCAAGGUGGCUCUGGCCAAAGUGGUCCAAACGAGGACCAAGUUGGUACAAAAGACAAUGGUGGGUGGGAAGAUGGUGUGGGAGAGAACGAGAGGAGUUUGGAUCCAUUGCUCAAGGUCGUCGAGAAGGAGGAUCAGAAACAAUAUUUCGCCAAGUGGCAAAGCCAACUGCCUUCAUCGCCUUCCUCUUACUAUCCCUUGCCAUCCGAUGAUGACCUGAACAAAGACAAGGAGGCUAUAUUUAUCGAUUAUACCAAUACUAUAGGCCGUUUCAACUUAUACUAUCAGGUCUCAUUUAUCACCAGGGCUGUAGAGAUGCUCAAGAUGGAGAUUAUCCCUAUAUCAACUGCAAGGAUGGACAACCUUUAUUCUGGACGGAUUACCUCCCAGCAUGUCCUCGCGGAUCCUGGCUGGGACGCUGCCAUCAGCGAACCGUUUUCCUCAAGGGCUCUGCAGACCCUACACUGUAUACCAGCCUAGUUGCCGUACAUUCUCCUUGCCAAGCGUACUGCUCCAGUCGUACAACGUUUCGACACCAUCUACGCUCUCUCUUGCGAUUCUAUUCUUAUGCCCGGUUCUAAUGCUUUCCAUCAGGCGAUCCGUUUUUCAGUGACUGUGCUUGAAAUGUGUUUUUGGAUUUGAGAACGACUUUUCCUCUGAGUAACAGUGUUCCAUUACCGUGCCCCCUUUACCAUGACUAGCUUCCAGCUCUCCUCUUGUUAUCUGCCAACCAUAAGCUGCUCAGCUUCAAUACGUGCUCAAAAGUUCUCGCAUCUGCCAUUCUUUCGACUUUUCCCUCAUCAUCUUGCAUCACAAAUCGGCUAUUGUCCACCUUCCUUUUCAUAUUACCUUGACCUCAUAAUGUUCGCCCAUCGUCGUAUUUACUACUCGUACAAAUAAUCCGGUAAGGAUUUAUUUGCGUUUCAUUCUAGUAAGGAGGAUGGGUGAAUCAGUUUUGGGUGGAGACCGAAUGAAAGAAACGAGCUUUAUUCCAGUCGCCAUCAUUAAACAAGACGGCUUUGGGCCGAUGACCUAUUGAAAGACGUACAUCGACAAUUCUAGUCUCAUUGCGUCAGUCGAAAGGAGCGCAAGAUGAAAAGAUGAAAUUUAGCGAGAAGGGCUGCAAGAUUGCAGCUGCGGUAGGGAUGAAUAGGGCAGGUGGGCAUAGGGCCGAAUUGAAGCUGGGUAAAUAAUAGUAUAUUACACUGCUGACAAAUCAAAGCAGAUACAAUUCCCGAACACCAUUCCCUUCCACUCCACUGUCCUUCCAUUCCCAUCCAUAAUUGAUUCUGUUGUUGUCCUACUCUCUAUCCGCUCGCCAUUCGCCCGUUUCCGAGCUGAUCUCUUCCCCUUCCAUCCCCAUCUAGCGACUUUCUCUCCUAUUCUCGGAGUCUGUCUUGUGGCCUGCAUUCGAUAAAAAUACUCUUGGCUCCAAGAACCCAUCAUCGAGCAUCGAGAGGUAGGUGUUGGUGUGCAGGGUAUACACUGUGGACGGAGGGGAAUUUGCAGGUAGUCCAUACUUAUCCUCCUAGCAAGAUAAAACGCUCACAUAUACGCAGUCUCUUCUAUCGUUCACCGCUGUUCGUUCUCCACCUUCCACACUCCCUUGCCUAUUCUCUCAUCAUCCUCACUACCAUCUUUACUUUCGCCUACUUCACCGACUCAUUUGUUCGACUUUCAAUGGCGGCGCAAACGUUAGAUAUAUGAUGUUAUAGAAGCACAGCGCAGUAUAAGCAUAAUGGGUGGCAUGAUACCGAGUAGAAGGGCAUGUGCGAGCUGGCUAUGAUAAAGCGAGAUGGGAGAAUGUUGUGAGACUGUUACUCUUCUCGUUGGCAUGACGCUAUCUGUCACAUUGCAUCUAUGAGUCCACGUUCAAGAGAAGUAGAGAAAGGACAUAGACCUACCAUACCUGACCAACUAUCGAGGCUCAGUAAGUCGGACAAUAUAAAAGAUAUCGGCACUUGGGGGAGCUGUGAGGAUUCUUGGCCAACUCCGAGUCCACUUGAGAAGCUUGGCGUCUUUAUCUUUGAAACCGAGGAGCAGUUUGCUAAACGUGAGUCGCAUUGGCCGAGCAUUGAUCGGCCCUUCUGACAGUACUAUUGGGGAAACACUCUACGCCAAGGCUGAAGGCUGCAAGAAGCUCGUCGCCAAGUAUGGUAUGACCUGUCUCGUCCUCCAGCCUCAACCAGUUUGACGGAUGUCCCCAGGGCUCUAAAUGUGCUGAGUGGGCCGGGCGAAAGGCUUAAAAUUGGUUGCUCUCUGUUCCGAGCUUGGUAUCGACCAGCUCCAAGUUGGAUCUAACGAUUAUGCCGAGGCCAACGCCGCGCCUGAAGAAAAGACUGCCGAGGACAUGCGCUGACUCGCUGAGUUCAUUGCGAAGCAUAAUUCUCCUGUGAAGAUUGCUUACGAGUCUUGGUGUUUCUCCAAGCGAGUCAUCGACUGGAAGCACACCUGGAGAAUUGCCCAGCUCGGUGUAAGUCCUGUUUCUCCUCCACUUCAUUUAACGCCUAAUAAAGGGAGUGGCGGAGGAAAAGUGAGAAGCAACGUAACUUACGUAAGUCGGACGUUUAACCAGUAAGAGCGGAGGCAAAGAACGGAAGUAUUAUUAUUUGCACAGAGUACUGGUACUGUACUCGUGUAGUUAUACAUCAACCUAAUAAAAUAGAACACAAAACUGAUGUAACCUCAUUAACCUCA